Molecule: messenger RNA, 5030 nt
Organism: Polypterus senegalus (gray bichir)
Lineage: Eukaryota; Metazoa; Chordata; Cladistia; Polypteriformes; Polypteridae
Gene: rhobtb1
Product: Rho related BTB domain containing 1
Exons: 12
Coding region: 402-2483 (693 amino acids)
Biological process (GO): regulation of proteolysis; proteasome-mediated ubiquitin-dependent protein catabolic process; small GTPase-mediated signal transduction
Cellular component (GO): cytoplasm
Molecular function (GO): GTP binding; ubiquitin protein ligase binding; GTPase activity
Source: RefSeq, a predicted model, not a curated record
GUACAAAAUCAACCCUGCUGAUCCUUCUGACUCAGAGACAGUAUUCACAUGGACCUGUGCUGAUCAACUCUUUCACAAAAACAAGUUGCAAUAUUGCAGCUUUUGGCUACAAAACUAUAUAACAGUGGGAAGAACUCAUUGUGUUUAAUUUAUGGAAGCAAGCACUGUUCUUUGAAGAAUUUCAAGCUGCUUUCAUUUCAGAUGGUGAUAUGAGGGAAGACUCGGUCCAAAGAGCACCUUUUGAAAUCACAAGCAUUUGGGGAAAGGAAUCAAUGAAUGAGUCUCAGCAUGGUCACUCAGGGGGAAGAAAAAAUGAGUUUUGAAAUAGAGCUCCAAUAACUGUUCAUGAAAGAUGAUAAAAUGAAAUCAUCACUUUUUUACUUUUGUCUGGGAACACUUAAAUGGACAGUAGCAUGGACUACGAAAGACCAAAUGUAGAAACAAUCAAGUGUGUGGUGGUGGGAGACAAUGCUGUGGGAAAGACACGUCUCAUUUGUGCUAGAGCCUGUAACACAACCCUAACACAGUACCAGCUACUGGCAACGCAUGUUCCCACAGUGUGGGCCAUUGAUCAGUACCGAGUGUGCCAAGAGGUACUGGAACGUUCUCGUGAUGUAGUGGAUGAAGUGAGUGUAUCCUUAAGACUCUGGGACACAUUUGGAGAUCACCAUAAGGACAGGCGCUUUGCAUAUGGAAGAUCUGAUGUUGUAGUGUUGUGUUUUUCUAUUGCAAACCCUAAUUCUUUAAAUCAUGUGAAGACCAUGUGGCACCAAGAAAUCAAGCACUUUUGUCCUAGGACUCCAGUUAUUCUAGUUGGAUGCCAAUUAGACCUGCGUUAUGCUGAUUUGGAAGCAGUCAAUCGAGCAAGGCGUCCAUUAGCAAGGCCAAUAAAACCUGGUGAUAUUUUGCCACCAGAAAGGGGUAGAGAAGUUGCCAAAGAGCUUGGAGUUCCUUACUAUGAGACCAGUGUAUUUGACCAGUUUGGCAUUAAGGAUGUAUUUGAUAAUGCAAUAAGAGCAGCCCUUAUUUCUAGAAGGCACUUGCAAUUCUGGAAGUCCCAUUUAAAGAGAGUGCAGAAACCCCUACUUCAAGCUCCUUUCCUGCCACCUAAAGCACCUCCUCCACUGAUAAAGAUACCAGAGGGCCCUGCUGUAAAUUCAGAGUGCCCAGUUCAUUUGUUGGAGAAUGCAUUAUGUGCAGAUGUUCUGUUUAUUUUUCAGGAUAAUGAGCGUGUUUUCGCUCACAAGAUUUACUUGUCUACCUCAUCAUCAAAGUUUUAUGACCUGUUUUUAAUGGAAGUUUCUGAUGAAUUUCUGUUUUUAACUGCAAAAACUGAGAAAGAGAAACCUAGUCGCGAUUUUCUUAUGAGAACUUUAAGCCUUGACACUGAAGAAGACAUUAACUUGCCUACACAUUCAACAUGUUCUCUAAGAGCUUCUAAAAGUGAUGGUACUUUAAAAAUGGUGGACAGUGAUACUGAAAAACAGAAACCCAAGCUUUUUUUGUCAUCCUGGUGUAAAGCCUUUGUUAGCAUUCAUAAAGAAACUGUUAUCAGCCCUAAAACCUGUUGCACAUUUGAAGUAACUGUAGUGAAUAUGGAUUAUUCAAUUCAAAGUGGACCUUUCAAGGCAGUGCUGCGUUUUCUCUACACUGGUCAGCUUGAUGAAAAUGAGAAAGACUUGAUGAAAAUUGCUCAAAUAGCUGAAGUGCUUGAAGUUUUUGACCUACGGAUGAUGGUUGAAAAUAUUAUGAAUAAAGAAGCAUUUAUGAAUCAGGAAAUUACAAAAGCUUUCCAUGUUAGGAAAGCAAACAGAAUUAAGGAAUGCUUGGCAAAAAGCACCUUCUCAGAUGUGACAUUCAGACUGGAUGAUGGGAGUAUAAAUGCUCAUAAGCCUUUGUUGAUCUCCAGCUGUGACUGGAUGGCUGCUUUGUUUGGUGGAUCAUUUGUUGAAAGCAUAAAUGAAGAGGUUUACCUUCCUAAUACAAGCAAGGCAUGCAUACAAGCAGUUUUGGAGUAUCUGUAUAUGAAUCAGCUGUCACCUUCACUGGAUCUGGAUCCACUGGAAUUAAUUGCACUUGCAAAUAGAUUGUGCCUUCCACGUUUGGUGGCUUUGACAGAACAAUAUGCUGUAAAUGAACUGGUAAAAGCUUCAAAGGAUGGAGUUGAUAUAGAUGGAGAAGUGCUCACAUAUCUAGAACUGUCCCAGUUUCAUAAUGCCAACCAGCUGGCAGCUUGGUGUCUUCAUCACAUCUGUACGCAUUAUAACAGCGUGUGUGCCAAGUUUCGGAAAGAGAUCAAGUCUAAAUCUGCAGAAAAUCAAGAAUAUUUUGAAAAACAUCGAUGGCCUCCUGUAUGGUACUUAAAAGAAGAGGAUCAUUAUCAACGUGUCAAGAAGGAGAGGGAAAAAGAGGAUGUUGUGCUUAAUAAACACCAUUCUAGAUACAAAUGGUGUUUCUGGAAUACUUCAUCUGCAGUGGCAUAGCAACCUGUUAACUGCCUCAGUGUUUGUGCAUUAUAAACAUUUUCAGUAUUUUUGUCUUAAUAUUUGCAAAAGAGAUGUUGGUUUCAAGGCACUGAACUUUUUUUAAAAUGUUAAAUAUUGUCAGAUUAAAAGCACAAACUUUGUCUCAAGUGAAACCGACAUAUCCAUACACACAAACACAGCCUAUUUAAGUAGGUUGAAAAACUUGAUUUCCUUUCCGUCAGAGUGUGUAGUUAUCUUUUUUUGACACUUUUGAUUGUAAGCCUAUUUGGUUUUGAAUGACCAUCACUACGAGUCACUGAUAAUUUUACAUCUGUUACUCUGUUUGCUUUGACUCAAAUUAUAUUGUAAAAUAUAUUCCAGUUAUACAAAAGGGUUUACUUUUAUCCAUUCAAGCUAGACUCUAUUUUAAAAAUAGACUUAGUUACAGACUAUCAUUGUUUUAACUUUAUAAUGACAUAUUGUAUUGCCAUCUUUUUUUGUUUUAUAUUUGUACAUAAAAAGGAGGUGUUUUAACAUCUCUGCCUAAAGCAAUAGUAUUUUGUUAAUCUUUCAGUGUAUGAUGUAUUGGCAGCUGAAAUUAAAUUACCUUUUUGAUUUAAAAUAUUUUUAACAAACAUACAAUAUUUGAGAAAUAAACAGUUGCAAAGAUGAUAAUAUUCAUAAAGUAGGUUCUAAAAAUGUACACAUCCUGUGCUUUCCAUCUUUCAUGUUGCAGAUUUCAUUAUGCCCUCAGAUAAGUGUCCUAUAAGGUGACAAUAAAGAAGUAAAACUCCUGACUGAAAAGUGGCAGUUCAUGUGUUUAAAGAGCCAAAGAAACUCAACGCCCAAAGCAGAGCAAACAAUUGUUGCAGGGUGUUGACUGGUAGCAGUGCUGUUUUAAACAAAGCAGGUCGACUUAUUAUUUUCCAUUUCCAAUAGAUUUUUUUUGUUAGAGCUCAUCUGCCCAUUAAUGGACUAAACCAGUGUGUUAGCAUUACUGUAUUACACAAAUAAAGUCUCUUUCAAUUAAACCCACAAUCCCAACAUGAUAAAUACUUUUAGAUUUGUUAUGUUAUUUUGUUUACUUAUUUUAUGGAGAAGAGUUGUGUUUUACCCAUUAUAUUUAUAUAAGUCAGUAAACCAUUCAGCUUCUGAUGAGCUCUUAACAUUUCACUACAAUUCGUUCGUAAUAAGUAUGAUCGAUUAAUUUUGUCCUCUUAUAAGGGUAGCUUAUGGCUUUAUUUUUACAAUUUAACAGUAAAGUUGUACACAUACACUUUGCUAACUGAGGUAAAAAUUGUACGCAUUGCCUGUGUGUUUAGUGUAAGUAAUAGGUUGCAACACUCCCCUGAUGCCUGUUCUUUGCUAGUAAAAUGAACCCUAAGAACAUUUCCUGUAGAAUUUCCGCUAAUGUCAAGAAAACUUGAGAUGUGAAAGUACCUGGAGUGUUAGCCAAUCAUAAUACAAGACUGAGCAUUCACACUGUAUAACCAGCUAAUUCCAAUAAUUGUCAUUUGUGAUACUUACAAAGGAUUAUUUCAUCUGCAUUCACCUUUCGGAGUGAAAGGCUUUACAUGGCUUUGCAGGUGAAGUAUACAGUAGUGAGCUUACAGCUGUAAAUGUAGAAAGUUGCACAUAGCUUAAUGUUUACUUUGAAGCAGUAGUGAGAUCUGUGCAUAUGAAGUGAAGGCCCAAUUGCUGGGCAUUUAUUUUUUGUUCCAGUGUACAAUGUAACUAAGCAAGUUAAUAAAAAGGACAGAAGGAUGUUUCUGCUGCUGCUGAUGAAAACAAUAGUUUUAAUUCUAGACUGGAAUUAUUUUUUUAUACAAGUGUAACCUUAAAGAACUUAAGUCCAGCUUGAAAUUAGUAACCUUUUGUUGUUUCAGCAAUCGAAAGGCUUAGUUCAAAUUGUUAGAAGGGCUUCAUAUCCAUGUAAUCUUCAGAGUGUUCUGACAUUGAUCAAAACUGAAUACAAAUUUAAAUCUGCGAUAUGCAUUGUACGUAGUUGUCGUGCUAAUGUUUGCUCAUAUACCGAUUCCAUGUACUGUAUUUAAUUAAAACAAGUCUAGGGCGCUUUUAUGAUUGUUUCAUUAAUAUAUACUCAGAAAUACACAACUGUACUUUCAAGUAAAAAUGCAAAGGUAUCAGGAAUCUACUGUCUCUUGAAAAUUAUAGUUGUGAGUAGCUGUUAAGAGGCAAAAUGACCUUUUUUAUUUAUGACUGGGAAGGAAUAUGGCUUUAAACAUAGUGUUACAAAAUGAUGUAAUACUUAAAUCAGUAGUCUAUCCUUUGUAUGUUGAUAGCGUGUUCAUUUUAGUAAACCGAAACUGUACUUACAUGUACUUUUUCCCAUAUGCUUAAUACACAGUGAUUGUCAUUAUUGGAAAUACACAAUAAUAAAAUAUUGUCAUCAGCUGCUAUAACCAAGUGGCCGGUUCAUUUGGUUGAUUCUGUCAAAGGCCUUUGAUCUUGCUGGUCAUUAUCCUUGAAGAUGUUUUGGUUUGAGUUUUUUAUGUUUUUUUGAAAAAAUGUGAAAUAAAUACUGUAUAUUGCUUUAACCCUGAA